UAAAAUAGCAAGCAAAGCUGUUUCUCCGCCUUUGCAUCGCUUUCACAGAAACAGGGGAGAGAAGAAUGUGAAGUCAGGAUGGCCGUUGCAAGGCCGGCGCUGUGUACUUUCUUCUUCAUUCUUCUUCCUGCCAUUGCUGCUGAAAGUGGCUUGGAAGACUAUUCAGGCUCUGUCUUCUCUCCUCAGGCACCUGUGCAGAAAGUGAAAUGGACACCGACUUCGCAUGUGUCAUUCGAAUGCCGGCGUUCAGAACAAAUAUCUUACUUUGCAACAUCCUGAGGACCGGGAUGAACCUGAGUGAGGCUAACACUCGGUUUACUCUGGUUGGAAAACCACCCUCCAGAUGCUUAAUGGAGAGCCAGCUGCAAGGCAAUUGUACUUUGAAAAGCGUUGAACUCCUUAGACCCAUGGAAGUUUGCUUGAGCGUGAUGACGAUACAGCAAUGCAUGGAAUGCCAGACCUUGAAAGCAAGCGAUAUCAUUAAACCCGAAGCACCAUUUGGCUUAACAAUUAUCUACGAAGAAGAGGCAGAUGAGUAUUUUGUUAAUUUCUCAACUCCACACAAUGGAGCAUAUCUUGAGGGGAAACUAACGCAUGAACUAGCGUACCGGCAGCAAAACAAACACUGGACUUCCAGACCGACCAACUUCCUGACAUUAAAAUUUCUGGCAAAGGAAUUUCAGCUGGGAACAUAUGAGAUGAAAGCCCGGUCAAAGCCCAAUGGCAAAGAUUUCAAGGGCACAUGGAGUGAAUGGAGCUCUUCGACAUUCUUCGAAACUGCAGCAAAAAAUAAUAAUAGCAACAUUAUUGCUGUGACUGCACUCAUUUCAUGCUUCUUUGGACUCUUCGCUGUGAUAGCUAUGAUCGCAAUACUUUGGAGAAACAGAAUAAAGCCUGUUGUGUGGCCCACUCUCCCUAACCACAAGAAAACUCUGGAUAAACUCUGCCACAAACUAAGAAAGAAUUCUGACGUAAGCUUCUUCAGCCCUGAGAGUUUGGAAGACGUUCCCAUCCAUAAGGUGGAUAGCAUUCGGGCCAAGUCAGAACAUUUGAUGCUUGCCCGGGAUUCCGAUGUUCCAGCAAAGACGGGGAAUGGACUGGAACAAAAGAAUCUGGUUCAUAUCAACCAUGGCUGGCUGAAACUGCCUCUGGCAUAUGAAGGAAUGUGGCCGGCUGAGACGCUGGAUAGGCAUGUGGGCAGAAGUCUCCUUGCUCCUGAUGGUGACACAUUAAUCAACGCCGACCCAUACGAGAAAGGUGGCGUUGGUGACCAAGAUGGCGGUAAUGAUGCUCUCCUCAACCAUGCCAGUUCUUCUACGCAUCCCACCGCCAUCCUGCCUGGAUCCGGGUGCUAUAACUGUCUUCAAGCUUACGCAGAUGUAACAGUUCCAAAUAAAGAAGAGGCCUAUGUCACAAUGGCGAGUUUUUUCGAAAACAAGGGGAAUUGUCAAAACUAGCAGUUCCAUCACAUGGCAUGAUUGGGCUCUCCACGUAUCAUUUUUGGGCAUUGACCAGGUCAGUGAGAAGAUUACACCAGCCUUGAAGUUAACCACUAGCCUGGUAGCCAUAGUGCUCCCUGCAUAGAAACCAUUGGAGGUUGCUAGAGGAAAUAAGUCCUCUCCUUAGUUUCCAGCUUCUGUCAGCCAUCAGCAAGCAAGUGACUUUUCACAGAAUCAUAGAAUUGCAGAGUUGGAAGGAAUCCCGAGGGUCAUCUAAUCCAACCCCCUGCAAUUCAGGAAUCCUGCCCGCAGCCAUCCCUGGGUGGGCUCGAACCUUUUUCCAGGCUAGUAAUUUUUGUGGACUUGUUUGCAAGGCUGAAUUAACAUGACCUGGUUUUCCAUGCUGGCAUCCCUGCCCUGGCUCUGACAUUUGCUGCUCAGCUUUUAACUGAUGUGUGUCAGGGACAGAUUCUGGUUUGCUCAUCAUUGUAGUAAUACUGGGAAGCUGCAGCAACAGAACCACUGCCUGCCUCAAAGCUCUUAAAUGAAAAAGUACUAUAGGUCGGGUGGGAUCUGAAAAACCCAUAUUUUAGCCGAGCCUCCACUCUUCCAAAUACCAGCCUCUGCAAACUGCAGGAGGGGAAAGUGUUAUUGUGUUCAGGUUAUGCUUGCAGUUUUUCCCCAGGCACCUGGUUGGCUGAUCAGAACAGGAUAUUGGAUUAAAUGGGCCACAGGGCCCGAUCCACCAGGUCUUCUUGUGUUCUUAUGUCUGCAUUUAGAUAUUUCCCUAAGGUCAAUUUGCCUGUUGCUGUCAACACAAGUGAGCAAUGCAGUAAAAAUGCUUUGGAAAGAACAGGUACUGUAUUUACAAUAGUGCUUUGUCUGUUUUUUCAAUGGAGACUUGCCAGAAUAAGGGCUGCAUUCCAAAAUAAUUGAUGUGUACAAAACACUGCAAUGUUUGCAGAGAUUUCAUUAAACCCAGACACCGCCAGAUUACCGGAUUGCACCACUUUGGAGUUUAGGCCACCCAUUGGCUGUACCCACCACCUCAAUUGACUUUUGUGGGGAAACAGCCAAAAAGUUGCACGAGAGCAUGUUCGUCGAAAUGGGGGUCUCCAUGGGAGAGGCUGCCAAUGAUUUGUCCUCACUCUUUAGCCUUGCUGCAAAAAUCCAGUUCUCAAGUAAUCCUGAAAAGGGCGGCUGACAGUAGAAAUAUUUUUGGAUCUUUUAACAGUCCUAUUCCAAAUUGGUCUGGCACCUGCAAAGGUGGCUCCUGGCUGAUCAAUAUAGCUCUGAUAGAUGGACCUGCCCUUUAUUGAUUUGUCUAAUCCUCUUAAGAACAGCCCUGAUGGUUCCAGCCAGUGGCCCAUCUAGUUCACAUGUUGUUCUCAAACAGAUGCCUGCAAGCAGAUCUUAAGUGCAACAGUUCUUAGUGGUUGGCACCACAACUUUGGCAAUGAAUUCUGUGUAUGAAUUGUGUGUUGUAUGAAUAACUCCAUGGUUAUAUAUAUUACUCCACUGGUGCAUUUUAUAUGUACUGGUAAAUAUGGCUAUCAAUUCAUUGCCUGCUACUGUAGCAACAGUUAAAACUUGAAUUCUGUUAUUAAUUGCUGCUUAAUUUCUCACAAGGCCAUUGAAGGGCUCUGGGAUGCUGGCAAUGCAAUCCAGCGUGUAUCUGCUCAGCCACAUUCCAAUCAUUUGCUGUUUACUGAUAUGUUGUUGCUGCUGAAGAUUUAUUGGGUUGGCUAUAAAGAUUACGGUGUGGUUUUUAUUGCAGCAUAUUGAUAUUCUUUCUGAUUUUAUGGGCCAGAUAAAAAUGCCCGAAGGGGCACAUUCAGCUUCUAAUAUAUAUGUGUGUUUGUAUGUUCAUAUAAACAUAAACACACAGACACACCUGAACGUACAGAGAUAUGCUAGAAUUUGCUAGAAUGUAUACGUGCUCAUCUUUCUACUGGUGAAAAAGGUCAAAUAUUUGAAAAUGUUUUACAAUGUGUGUGUUUUUAUGUAUGUUUGAAAAUGAAAAUGAAGCAAACUCUUGGCAUCAGUGUUACCCAGUGAAUGCAGUUUUAAUUCAUAUGCGCUUGAAUUAUGUAUGAAUUAUGAAAUAUGACAUUACUGAGGAGUACCAGAAGUGGUUUUUCUCUCUCUCCUCACUGAAAGGCAAUGAGUCACCCUACCAACAGCCCGUUUAAUUGUUUGUUGACAUAUUGGACCAUAAAAACCUGUAUAAAUCCAGGGACUUUGUCUCAAUUAGUAUAUGAACCUGAUCUUAAAUGUUAAAGGACAUUUUGGAAGCAAGGGAUCACAUAGAUUUCCGAGCAGAAGCAGAUUUCAUAUGCAAAAGGAGGAAUGGCAGGUAAAAACCAAAUGAUACACUCUGGCAAUGAUUUCAUCACUCGUCUUUUUUACUUCAGGUGCCUGUCUUCUUGGGGGGAAACUAAUGGUGGCUUCAGCAAUCAGAGUGGGUUGCAUUCCAACACUGGCUUUGCUUUAGCAGAAAGUACUUCUGCUUGCACAAGUGGAGGCACCCCAUUUUUACCGUUCUGCCCUCCACCCACCUACCACAAACCUCUGCAUCAAUCCCCAUGCUGACUAGUGGGUCCCCCCCCCCGAACCGUCAGGAACAGCUUUUCAGUGGAGAGGGAAAUUAAGUGGGUAGGAGGGAUCAAGAAAAUUCAGGUGCCCUGCCUUGUUCAUGCACAAAGGCAGGAGUGGGGAACCACAAAUGCAGCCCUCCAGGCUUUUCUAUCUGGCGCUCACAUUCUUCCCAGGCCUCCCACCCCUCUCCUCUGUUGUUUUUUUGCCUGGAUGAAAAUGUCCUCCAGCUCUGAUAAUGCCUCUUGUUUGUCUGACUAGAUGCAGGGGUCAGCAACCUUUUUCAGCAGUGGGCCGGUCCACCGUCCCUCAGACCAUGUAGUGGGCUGGAUUAUAUUUUUUGGGGGGGGGAAUGAAUGAAUUCCUGUGCCCCACAAAUAACCCAGAGAUGCAUUUUAAAUAAAAGGACACAUUCUACUCGUGUAAAAACACGCUGAUUCCCAGACCGUCCGCGUGCCGGAUUGAGAAGGCGAAUGGGCCACAUCCGGCCCCCGGGCCUUAGGUUGCCUACCUUUGGACUAGAGGAUAAGGAGAGUUGUGUGAGUGUGUGGGCAGACUCUAGCCUGCUGCAAACAAAGGUAACGUCUUCACUUGUUGCUCCACCCACUUUUGCCUCUGGCUCCACCCACCACUGCCAUGUGGCCCCCCUAGAAGGUUGGCCAGAAGGGAGUGUGGCCCUGGGGAGUGUGAAAAGGCUUCCUCGCCCCUGCGCUAAGGCAAAACCAUCAUUGGAUGCAACCCAGCAAUCCCAACCUUGUGCUUGCUGAAUAAUGUAGAUACAGGGAGGAAUUUCAGGUGUGACACUUCCCCACCCACCACUUUUCUUCCUGCAACCCCUCCCCAUAUAUUGUGUGUCCCCCCCCCUUAUUACUGAUCUCAGAGCCUGACUGAGUGGGUAGUAAUGAGGCUAGGAAACUGAGGCAGGGAAAGGAGUUGAGGGAAAGCAGCAGGUGGAGGAAGGGCUUAUCAUCCCUGACUGAAGCACUACUUCUGUCCUCCUGUCCCCUGUUCACAUUUGUUACAUUAGGAAUUCCUGUUUGCUGAAACAAAAAGCACAGUUCCUCAGUGAGAUCAGUCUUCCCAAAAUAAUAGGCGCAGCGAUAAUAUUGGUUAUUGCUUCUUCUAAUUCACUCCUGGGAAGUUGCAGCUGGUUACUGCUCUGAAUACAGCAGCACUCUCCUGUAUAUGAGGCUUAGGAGAUGUUUACAAUGACAGCAGCAGCAGCAGCAGCAGCAGCAGCCAUAGCUGCCAAGUCUCCCGUUUUCCCCGGGAAAUCCCCGUUUUUCCAGCUGUUCCUAGCUGGAAAAACAGAUUAUUCCCCCCCCCCGGUUUA
This is a messenger RNA of Zootoca vivipara (common lizard), 5367 nucleotides long. It is a transcript of the gene IL7R, whose product is annotated as interleukin 7 receptor. Gene Ontology annotation, molecular function: protein binding; cytokine receptor activity. Gene Ontology annotation, cellular component: external side of plasma membrane. Gene Ontology annotation, biological process: cytokine-mediated signaling pathway; hemopoiesis; positive regulation of receptor signaling pathway via JAK-STAT. Lineage: Eukaryota; Metazoa; Chordata; Lepidosauria; Squamata; Lacertidae. The record is from RefSeq and is a predicted model, not a curated record.